GCGGUGACGGCGCGGAGGCAGCGCCGCGCGGCCCGCCAGGCCCCGGACCCGCAGCUUCGCAGCCCGCCGGCUGGCGCGGCCCGGAGGCCCGAGCCAUGGAAUCGGAGGAGGAGCAGCACAUGACCACGCUGCUGUGCAUGGGCUUCUCGGACCCUGCCACCAUCCGCAAGGCCCUGCGCCUGGCCAAGAACGACAUCAACGAGGCCGUGGCGCUGCUCACCAACGAGCGGCCGGGCCUCGACUACGGCGGCUACGAGCCCAUGGACAGCGGCGGCGGCCCCAGCCCCGGGCCCGGCGGGGGCUCGCGGGGCGACGGCGGCGGUGACGGCGGCGGCGGAGGCCCUUCCCGCGGCGGCAGCACCGGAGGCGGCGGCGGCUUCGACCCCCCGCCCGCCUACCACGAGGUGGUGGACACCGAGAAGAAUGAUGAAAACGGAAACUGCUCAGGGGAAGGAAUUGAAUUCCCUACAACAAAUUUAUAUGAACUGGAAAGCCGCGUUUUGACGGAUCACUGGUCCAUACCUUACAAGCGGGAAGAGUCACUAGGCAAAUGCCUGUUGGCGUCGACCUACCUAGCAAGACUUGGUCUUUCUGAGUCUGAUGAGAAUUGUAAAAGAUUUAUGGAUAGGUGUAUGCCUGAAGCAUUUAAAAAGCUGCUGACAUCAAGUGCUGUUCACAAGUGGGGUACUGAAAUUCAUGAAGGGAUCUACAACAUGUUGAUGCUAUUAAUAGAACUGGCUGCAGAGAGAAUAAAACAAGAUCCAAUUCCCACUGGUCUGCUGGCUGUGCUUACAAUGGCUUUCAAUCCUGAUAAUGAAUACCAUUUUAAAAACAGAAUGAAAGUGUCUCAAAGGAAUUGGGCAGAAGUGUUUGGAGAGGGAAAUAUGUUUGCUAUUUCACCUGUAUCUACUUUCCAAAAGGAGCCUCAUGGAUGGGUUGUGGAUUUGGUAAAUAAGUUUGGAGAAUUAGGUGGAUUUGCAGCAAUCCAGGCCAAGCUCCAUUCAGAAGAUAUAGAACUUGGGGCAGUAUCAGCACUGGUGCAGCCCUUAGGGGUGUGUGCAGAGUACCUCAACUCCUCAGUGGUACAGCCCAUGCUGGACCCAGUCAUCCUUACUACAAUCCAGGACGUGCGGAGUGUGGAAGAAAAGGACCUUAAAGAUAAGAGAUUGGUUAGCAUCCCAGAGCUCUUGUCUGCCAUUAAGUUACUUUGCAUGCGCUUCCAACCGGAUCUGGUGACCGUUGUGGAUGACCUUCGACUAGACAUCCUACUGCGCAUGCUGAAAUCACCUCAUUUUAGCGCUAAAAUGAAUUCCCUCAAAGAAGUAACCAAACUAAUAGAAGAUAGCACUUUAUCCAAAUCUGUGAAGAAUGCUAUAGAUACAGACAGACUGUUAGAUUGGCUAGUUGAGAACUCAGUUCUGUCAAUUGCAUUGGAAGGCAACAUAGACCAAGCACAAUACUGUGAUCGUAUAAAGGGAAUUAUUGAACUCUUGGGCAGUAAAUUGUCUUUAGAUGAGCUCACUAAAAUUUGGAAGAUACAGUCAGGACAAUCAUCUACUGUGAUUGAGAAUAUCCAUACUAUUAUUGCUGCAGCAGCUGUCAAAUUUAAUUCAGAUCAGCUUAAUCAUUUGUUUGUUCUCAUUCAGAAGAGCUGGGAGACCGAGACCGAUAGAGUAAGACAGAAGCUCUUGAGCCUGAUUGGACGAAUAGGCCGGGAAGCUCGCUUUGAGACCACUUCUGGAAAGGUGUUAGAUGUACUCUGGGAGCUGGCUCAUCUCCCAACGCUGCCCAGUAGCCUUAUUCAGCAAGCUUUGGAGGAGCACCUGACAAUCCUAAGUGAUGCAUAUGCAGUGAAAGAAGCAAUCAAGAGGAGCUACAUCAUUAAGUGCAUAGAAGAUAUUAAAAGGCCUGGAGAAUGGUCAGGUUUGGAAAAAAACAAGAAGGAUGGAUUCAAGCAAGGUGGGCUGACUGGGAAUUAUGUCUCCCUGCCAGGCUACACAGAAACUAAGCAAAGGUCAUCUCAACUUAAUAAUCCCCAGUUUGUAUGGGUAGUACCAGCUUUGCGUCAGCUACAUGAAAUCACCCGCUCAUUCAUAAAACAAACCUAUCAAAAGCAAGACAAGAGCAUUAUUCAAGACUUGAAGAAAAAUUUUGAAAUAGUGAAAUUGGUAACGGGAAGUUUGAUAGCUUGUCAUCGGCUUGCAGCAGCCGUGGCUGGACCUGGAGGCUUAACUGGUUCAACACUAGUGGAUGGCCGAUACACUUAUCGGGAGUAUCUAGAGGCCCAUCUAAAAUUUCUGGCAUUUUUCUUGCAAGAAGCUACUCUGUAUCUGGGUUGGAAUCGUGCCAAGGAAAUCUGGGAGUGUCUUGUGACUGGCCAGGAUGUUUGUGAAUUAGAUAGAGAGAUGUGUUUUGAAUGGUUUACAAAAGGGCAGCAUGAUCUUGAGAGUGAUGUUCAGCAGCAGCUCUUCAAGGAGAAGAUUCUUAAAUUGGAGUCAUAUGAAAUCACUAUGAAUGGUUUUAACUUAUUUAAGACUUUUUUUGAAAAUGUGAAUCUCUGUGAUCAUCGAUUGAAAAGACAAGGAGCUCAAUUGUAUGUAGAAAAGCUGGAAUUGAUAGGAAUGGAUUUCAUUUGGAAAAUAGCCAUGGAAUCACCUGAUGAAGAAAUUGCUAAUGAAGCUAUUCAGUUAAUCAUAAACUACAGUUACAUUAAUCUAAAUCCUAGGUUAAAGAAGGAUUCUGUAUCAUUACAUAAGAAAUUCAUUGCUGAUUGCUACACGAGAUUAGAAGCAGCCAGUUCAGCACUUGGUGGCCCCACUCUGACACACGCUGUGACCAGAGCAACAAAGAUGCUUACAGCAACUGCCAUGCCAACUGUAGCCACGUCAGUCCAGUCUCCAUACAGAUCCACUAAACUUGUAAUAAUUGAGAGAUUGCUGCUUCUGGCAGAACGCUAUGUGAUCACUAUAGAGGAUUUUUACUCUGUUCCCCGAACUAUUCUACCUCAUGGUGCCUCAUUCCAUGGACAUCUUUUAACUCUUAAUGUUACUUAUGAGUCUACCAAAGAUACCUUCACUGUAGAGGCUCACAGUAAUGAAACCAUAGGGAGUGUCCGGUGGAAGAUAGCCAAGCAGUUGUGUUCUCCAGUGGAUAGUAUACAGAUAUUUACAAAUGAUAGUCUGCUGACAGUGAAUAAAGAUCAAAAGCUCCUCCACCAGCUGGGCUUUUCUGACGAGCAGAUCCUCACAGUAAAGACUUCUGGCAGUGGGACCCCGUCUGGGAGCUCCGCAGAUUCCUCAACCAGCUCCAGCAGCAGCAGUAGCGGCGUGUUUAGUUCAUCAUAUGCCAUGGAGCAGGAGAAAUCCCUCCCUGGUGUUGUGAUGGCACUUGUGUGUAAUGUAUUUGACAUGCUUUACCAGCUGGCCAAUCUAGAGGAGCCAAGGAUAACUCUACGAGUACGGAAGCUUCUGCUCUUAAUACCCACUGAUCCAGCCAUUCAGGAAGCCCUUGAUCAACUUGAUUCUUUAGGAAGAAAGAAAACAUUGCUGUCUGAAACAAGUGCUCAGUCUUCAAAAUCUCCAUCCCUCUCUUCCAAGCAGCAGCAUCAGCCAAGCGCCAGUUCAAUUUUAGAAAGUCUGUUUCGAUCUUUCGCUCCAGGAAUGUCCACCUUCAGAGUGCUCUACAACUUAGAAGUUCUAAGCUCCAAACUCAUGCCAACAGCUGAUGAUGACAUGGCAAGAAACUGUGCAAAAUCCUUUUGUGAGAACUUCCUCAAAGCAGGAGGUUUGAGUUUGGUUGUAAAUGUCAUGCAGAGGGAUUCCAUCCCAUCAGAAGUAGACUAUGAAACAAGGCAGGGAGUUUAUUCCAUCUGCCUACAACUUGCAAGAUUUUUACUUGUGGGACAAACAUUGCCGACAUUAUUAGAAGAGGACCUCACCAAAGACGGCAUAGAAGCACUUACUUCUCGCCCAUUCCGAAAUGUCAGCCGGCAGACAAGCAGGCAGAUGUCCUUAUGUGGUACCCCAGAAAAGUCAUCCUAUCGACAGCUGUCAGUGUCUGACAGGUCUUCCAUUAGGGUUGAGGAAAUCAUCCCUGCUGCUCGAGUCGCAAUACAAACAAUGGAAGUCAGUGAUUUCACGUCUACUGUGGCUUGUUUCAUGAGAUUGUCAUGGGCUGCAGCUGCAGGACGGCUUGACCUCGUUGGGAGUAGCCAACCAAUUAAAGAAAGUAAUUCUCUGUUUCCUGCUGGAAUUCGAAACAGACUCAGCAGUUCAGGAAGCAAUUGCAGCUCUGGAAGUGAAGGGGACCCGGUAGCUCUGCACGCAGGCAUCUGUGUGCGACAACAGUCCGUGUCCACCAAAGACUCACUGAUUGCGGGAGAGGCUUUGUCUCUUCUUGUUACGUGCUUGCAGCUUCGGAGCCAGCAACUGGCAUCUUUCUAUAACUUGCCCUGUGUUGCUGAUUUUAUCAUUGAUAUUCUGCUUGGAUCACCAAGUGCUGAGAUUCGCCGUGUUGCCUGUGAUCAACUGUAUACUCUUAGUCAGACAGAUACUUCAGCCCAUCCAGAUGUGCAGAAGCCAAAUCAGUUUCUCCUAGGUGUGAUUCUCACUGCUCAGCUGCCUCUCUGGUCCCCAACUAGUAUUAUGCGAGGAGUCAAUCAGAGACUGUUAUCCCAGUGCAUGGAGUAUUUUGAUCUGAGGUGCCAAUUAUUAGAUGAUCUGACAACUUCAGAAAUGGAGCAGUUAAGAAUCAGCCCAGCUACCAUGCUCGAAGAUGAGAUUACUUGGCUGGAUAACUUUGAACCUAAUCGCACAGCUGAAUGUGAGACCAGUGAAGCAGAUAACAUCUUACUGGCAGGACACUUACGGCUCAUCAAGACCCUGCUUUCACUCUGUGGGGCAGAAAAGGAAAUGCUUGGUUCAUCACUCAUUAAACCAUUGUUAGAUGACUUCCUUUUCCGAGCUUCUAGAAUUAUUUUAAAUAGUCAUUCUCCAGCUGGCAGUGCCGCCAUCAGUCAACAGGACUUUCAUCCAAAAUGUAGUACAGUGAAUAGCCGAUUGGCAGCCUACGAAGUCCUUGUAAUGCUGGCUGAUAGCUCACCUUCAAAUCUUCAAAUUAUUACAAAAGAACUACUUUCUAUGCAUCAUCAACCAGAUCCUGCUCUUACCAAGGAGUUUGAUUACCUUCCCCCAGUGGAUAGCAGGUCCAUCUCAGGGUUUGUGGGACUGAGGAAUGGUGGCGCUACAUGUUACAUGAAUGCAGUCUUCCAGCAGCUGUAUAUGCAACCUGGUCUCCCGGAGUCAUUACUUUCAGUGGAUGAUGACACGGACAAUCCAGACGAUAGUGUAUUCUACCAAGUGCAGUCUCUCUUUGGGCAUUUGAUGGAAAGCAAGCUGCAGUACUACGUUCCUGAGAACUUUUGGAAGAUUUUCAAGAUGUGGAACAAAGAACUUUAUGUGAGAGAACAACAGGAUGCAUAUGAAUUCUUCACCAGUCUCAUCGAUCAGAUGGAUGAAUAUCUCAAGAAAAUGGGGAGAGACCAAAUUUUUAAGAAUACUUUUCAGGGCAUCUAUUCUGAUCAGAAGAUCUGUAAAGACUGUCCUCACAGAUAUGAGCGCGAGGAAGCUUUCAUGGCUCUCAAUCUAGGAGUUACUUCCUGUCAGAGUUUGGAAAUUUCUUUGGACCAGUUUGUUAGAGGAGAAGUUCUAGAGGGAAGUAAUGCAUAUUACUGUGAAAAGUGUAAAGAAAAGAGAACAACAGUGAAAAGGACCUGUAUUAAGUCGUUACCUAGUGUCUUGGUCAUCCACCUGAUGAGAUUUGGAUUUGACUGGGAGAGUGGACGCUCCAUUAAAUAUGAUGAACAGAUAAGGUUUCCCUGGAUGCUAAACAUGGAGCCUUACACAGUUUCAGGAAUGGCUCGCCAAGAUUCAUCUUCGGAAGUUGGUGAAAACGGGCGAAAUAUGGAUCAGGGAGGUGGAGGAUCUCCACGAAAAAAAGUUGCCCUCACAGAAAACUACGAACUUGUCGGUGUCAUUGUACAUAGUGGGCAGGCACAUGCAGGCCACUACUAUUCCUUCAUCAAGGACAGGCGGGGAUGUGGAAAAGGAAAGUGGUAUAAAUUUAAUGACACAGUUAUAGAAGAAUUUGACCUAAAUGAUGAGACCCUAGAGUAUGAAUGCUUUGGAGGAGAAUAUAGACCAAAAGUUUAUGAUCAAACGAACCCAUAUACUGAUGUACGCCGAAGAUACUGGAACGCCUAUAUGCUCUUCUACCAAAGGGUGUCUGAUCAGAACUCCCCUGUGUUACCAAAGAAAAGUCGAGUCAGCGUUGUGCGACAGGAAGCUGAGGAUCUCUCUCUGUCAGCACCAUCUUCACCAGAAAUUUCACCUCAGUCAUCUCCUCGGCCCCAUAGGCCUAACAAUGACCGGCUCUCUAUUCUAACCAAGCUGGUUAAAAAAGGCGAGAAGAAAGGACUAUUUGUGGAGAAGAUGCCUGUUCGCAUAUACCAGAUGGUGAGAGAUGAAAACCUCAAGUUUAUGAAGAAUAGAGAUGUGUACAGUAGUGAUUAUUUCAGUUUUGUUUUGUCUUUAGCAUCAUUGAAUGCUACUAAAUUAAAGCAUCCGUACUAUCCUUGCAUGGCAAAGGUGAGCUUACAGCUUGCCAUUCAGUUCCUUUUUCAAACUUAUCUACGGACAAAGAAAAAACUCAGGGUUGACACUGAAGAAUGGAUUGCCACUAUUGAAGCAUUACUUUCAAAAAGUUUUGAUGCUUGUCAGUGGCUGGUUGAAUAUUUUAUUAGUUCUGAAGGACGAGAAUUGAUAAAGAUUUUCUUGUUGGAGUGCAAUGUGAGAGAAGUACGUGUCGCUGUGGCCACCAUCCUGGAGAAAACCCUAGACAGUGCCUUGCUUUAUCAGGAUAAGUUAAAGAGCCUUCAUCAGUUACUGGAGGUACUACUUGCUCUGUUGGAUAAAGAUGUUCCCGAAAAUUGUAAAAACUGUGCUCAGUACUUUUUCCUGUUCAACACUUUUGUACAAAAGCAAGGAAUUAGGGCCGGAGAUCUUCUUCUGAAGCAUUCAGCUCUGCGACACAUGAUCAGCUUUCUCCUAGGGGCCAACCGGCAGAACAGUCAGAUACGUCGAUGGAGUUCGGCACAAGCACGAGAAUUUGGGAACCUUCACAAUACAGUGGCAUUGCUUGUCUUGCACUCAGAUGUCUGUUCCCAAAGAAACGUUGCUCCGGGUGUAUUUAAACAACGGCCGCCUAUUAGCAUUGCCCCCUCGAGUCCCCUGCUGCCCCUCCACGAGGAAGUCGAAGCCCUGUUGUUCUUGUCUGAAGGGAAGCCUUACCUGUUAGAGGUAAUGUUUGCUCUGCGAGAGCUGACGGGCUCACUGCUGGCGCUCAUUGAGAUGGUGGUGUACUGCUGUUUCUGUAACGAGCAUUUCUCCUUCACCAUGCUGCAUUUCAUUAAGAACCAACUAGAAACAGCUCCACCCCAUGAGUUAAAGAAUACGUUCCAACUACUUCAUGAGAUGUUGGUCAUUGAGGAUCCCAUACAAGUGGAGCGAGUCAAAUUUGUGUUUGAGACAGAAAAUGGAUUACUAGCUCUGAUGCACCACAGUAAUCACGUGGACAGCAGUCGCUGCUACCAGUGUGUCAAAUUUCUUGUAACUCUUGCUCAGAAGUGUCCUGCUGCUAAAGAAUACUUCAAGGAGAACUCCCAUCACUGGAGUUGGGCUGUACAGUGGCUGCAGAAGAAGAUGUCAGAACAUUACUGGACACCGCAGAGUAAUGUCUCUAAUGAAACAUCAACUGGAAAAACCUUUCAGCGAACAAUUUCAGCUCAGGACACGUUAGCAUAUGCCACAGCUCUGCUGAAUGAGAAGGAGCAGUCGGGAAGCAGUAACGGGUCGGAGAGCAGUCCUGCGAAUGAGAACGGAGAGAGGCACUUACAGCAGGGUUCUGAAUCGCCCAUGAUGAUCGGCGAGUUAAGAAGUGACCUGGACGAUGUCGAUCCCUAGGGGACGUGCCCAGCACAUGAUGAGAAGUCACGUCACGGUUACUGGAUGCUCAGGACCUUUUUGAAAUCAGAAUCUCAUCCUUGAACCCUUUAGAAGAGCCUGGAGGCUGGACCGGGAGAGCCUGCGUGAUGGGAGGAGCACGUGUUUUAAGGAAAGCACUCUUCAGCCCCCGGGGAAGGCCUGGGAGCUGUUUGGCAGCAGGAGAACCCCGGCCUGUGGAUCCGCUGACCCGGGGCACAGUCCAUAUGUGGAUUGACACUUUUGUGGAGAUUUUAGGAAAUAAAGCCGGUGGCAGACUGUUUUGUUACAUGAACAUAACAAGAGUGAGUGAGGAUAAAGCUGUUGCUUUCUCUAUGAUGCUACAAAAGAAAUUCCUUUGGUUUUUAUAUUUAAAAAAAAAAAAAAAAAAGCAAGCUGCCUUUAGAUGAGUGCGGGCAAAUUUUUAAUCUUGCAGUAACAUUGAAUAGGAAUAUCCAAUUUAAAAUGAUGUAAAGAUAUGUGAUAAAAAUUCCUUUUCACUGUAAGAUAGUAGUUAAAGAAUUCAGUUUACACAGACCUUUGUAUUUAAUAUGUCUCCCUAUUUGUAUAGAAUUUCAGGUGGGUCUGGAUGAGAGCUCUGCGCAUAAACUUGGAUCUUGAUGAAAUGUUACCAGGAUCAAAAAUUGGGAAAUUAAGCUCUUUAAGGUAUUUUUCUGAUAUAAUUGAGAUUGAAAGAGCAAUAAAAAAAAAAAUGCUGUGUUCUCCAGAAGUACAGGGUGCGUUCUUUGACAUCAGUUACUGAAGAAGUUGCGAGUUGUUCCCAAAACAAAUUUUAAAAAGAGCAAAAUAAAAAGCACUUUAAGAUAUAA
Messenger RNA from Eubalaena glacialis (North Atlantic right whale), 8866 nucleotides. RefSeq names its product ubiquitin specific peptidase 24 (gene USP24). NCBI's taxonomy places the organism in Eukaryota, Metazoa, Chordata, Mammalia, Artiodactyla, Balaenidae. The transcript has 69 exons. The coding region runs from base 96 to 8018 and encodes 2640 amino acids. Gene Ontology annotation, biological process: protein deubiquitination. Gene Ontology annotation, cellular component: cytosol; nucleus. The record is from RefSeq and is a predicted model, not a curated record. Gene Ontology annotation, molecular function: protein binding; cysteine-type endopeptidase activity; cysteine-type deubiquitinase activity.